Molecule: messenger RNA, 4434 nt
Organism: Macroventuria anomochaeta
Lineage: Eukaryota; Fungi; Ascomycota; Dothideomycetes; Pleosporales; Didymellaceae
Exons: 2
Coding region: 1-4434 (1477 amino acids)
Source: RefSeq, a predicted model, not a curated record
AUGGCGCCCCAAAGAACAGUACGAUACACAGAGAACCCAUACUCGAGGGACCGCCUACUGAAAUUUCAACAGACCCCCGAGAACGGGCCUGCGCCAAGCCGUCCGCGCCUGCAAGCCAUCAACCAGAAUUUCUCAGACGUGGACGAACAAGUCGAACAAGCCGCGCAUAUUAUUGGCCUCCCGGACGACUGGGCGACUACAACGGGCGACGAGCGAGACAGAAUCGCACAAUCAGUGGUCCGAGCAAGGGCAGAGUGGGUUUUGCGCUGGACACUGGACAAGCUGAAGGAUGAGACGGCAGCUGGGAGGACGGCACGAGGCACCUUUGCCCUCUGGACGCUGUUGGACUGGAUGCUGGACGUCUUACCCGCAUCACGCAGCGCGCCCCACCUACGAGACGCUGCAUUCCCCCCCAUUCUCGAGCGGACUCUGAUCGAGCACUUCGACCAGCUUGAUCCUAUACCCACGUCCGAGGACCUCGAGACGAGCGACAUUUCCGUAUCGAGCGAGACAAUCGGCGAAAGCGCCAAGCCAUCCAAGAAGCGAAAGCGUGGAGCAGCUGGCGCGAAUGGCUCCGUUGGACAGACUAUUCUUGGACCCUCGGAGCUCCAGAAGCUGUUCCUCUCGAUUAGGACAGUGGUCAGGUCGAUCACCGGUUUGAGCAUCCCACGAGGCCAGGGCGAGGAUGCGGUCCAGGCUGAGCUCAUGAAGGUCGUGCUGAGGACUGAGAGUGCGCAAGCGGGUAGCAUCGCGAAGAACUGGCUUGUUGCUGUUGAGAAGCUCCUUGGCUUGGCUCCGUCUACCCCCGGCAGCCAGCACCUUGCUGAGAUUAUGGAUCUGUCGUUGGUAGUAGACAUCUGGGAGCUGCGCACUGUUGCUGCAAGCGACGAGUCUGGUUCUUCUGCUGACGAGUUCUCCGCAGAGUGUCUCGUUCCAGCUCUGACGCUCCUCAACACGCUCAAAGCACUGCGCUCAGUACACCCGGAUCAGUCCGUAGCCUCGUCCACUGAUCGCGCAACACAAACCAUUGAGAGGCUUCUGGCGAGGCAUCUGUUCGCACCAGCCAGAGCUGCCUUCCUUGCGGAUGCAGACAAGGCCACCGAGAGCACCAGCAAAUAUCGAGAGGCGACGUUGCUUGCCAGCAGUCUGGCACCACUACGUGCAAGGCUUCUGCAGGCAGCUCAGAUCGAGGACGACGGAGAGUCGGUGCCGGCUGACCUAGCUGCGCUGUCUGGCGCAUCACCACAGCUUCUGAGCUUAGCCAUUCGUAUUUCGCCAUCCAAGACACCAAGGAGCAAAGUUGCCGAGAAGCCAUGGAUCGAAGCCGUCUUCGUAGCGCUGGCAGAAUGUGCGGGCUGCGCUGUGACGACACCACCUGCCUUUGUGACGCCAAAGACCGCGAUCGAGGUGCUCGUCCACGCGAUCAGUAUCCUUCAAGCGCACAGUGUAAGUAUCAAGUCAGACAUCUUGAAGGAUCUGUUCUGGUACCACUCGGGUAUCAAAUACCCUAUCGGUAAAGACAAGCAAGUACAUUGGUCGCUUAUGGCUGCCUUGAUUGAGCUUGACUCGAGUGUCUUCGUAACAGAGCCAAAGGGUCUCACAGGGCCCUCAAAAGCUCAACAGACCGAUCUCGCACAGGUCGUCUUCGAUGAGAUUUCAAAGGCUCAGUUCGAAGGACCUGGUUUUGCUCAAGAGCUUGAUCAGAAAUCAAGCAGCAAACGAGGCCCAAAAAGCCAGAAUCAGCCUCAGAUCAGUAGGGUCACGGUAUUGGAACGCAUCGUUGUUCCCCUGAUGUCUGGGUUCGCCACAAACCGCAAUUUGCUCGGUUUCAUCCGCCGCUGGGAUGACCAGCUAGCCAACGCCUAUAGACACGAGAACCGAAAGGCCCUCAAGGAUUGCAGAGACAUGAUCUGGGAAGACCGCGUAAUUAGCCAGGCUCUUGCUCAGCGCUUUGAACAGUCAUUGACCCAAGGGCAAAUCGCGAACCUGCUACAAGAGCAUGUCCAGCGCAUGGAUAACCUCGGCAGCGCCUUGACCGCCGAGGCAAAGCAAGACGUCAACGUCAAGAAGCUCGCUGCUUACAAGAAAGCUGCGAGCACUGCAGUAAUCGUACCGGCUGUUCUUCAGUCGAUCGAGUCCGACGAGAUCAUCGAAGCCGUCAAGCCCCAAUUGCGCUCGCUGCUUCAGUCAUAUUCGACUUGGGUUCAAGAUGACCGCUACAGCACUCACACACGACUGCCGCUUUCAUGGCUCGCCCUGUGUCAGCUGGUGUCAAAGCUCUGGCCGAUUGAGUUGCACGGCUCGGUAGAGCAGCAGGAAGAGCUUCUGUCGCCAUUGAUCGAGCAAUCUCUCAACGACGUGUCCGCAGCAUCCGGCAAACGUGUCGACUCUCCCACGCGAGCAGCAGCUAUGUUGUUCUUACUCGAUGCUUGUGAUUAUCUGCAGACACUGCCAGGCUCUGAGGAUCUCAUCCGGCCCAGUUUGGACAAGAUCCUUCAGAUCCUCUCGAGCGGUGGACUCAACCAGACUGAGCACGUCAAGAUGGUUGGGUUCUUUUGUGCCGACUUCAUUCAUCUUUUCGGGCACUUGGGCGCUGAAGUAGCUCAGCGGUCCCUGCAGCAGCUGCUGGCAGCCGUGUCAAGUUUGGACGAUGAUGCCAGCAACACUGCCAUCCAGUCACUCUCUCAAGCCAUCUUCGAACAGGGAAGCUCGUCGUUGCAAGACCUUUACGUCACAGCCCUGCGAGAGCUUCUCGAAAACGACAACACCCGUACGCAGCGUCUGGCAAUCACAUCUCUGUACUUUGUUCGGCCCUCUGCGAUCUCGAGAGAGAGACGGGAGGCUGUACUAGAUCAACUCACCAACUUGGUUGUACUCGGCUCACAAGAUGUGGCAGGCGUGCUCAGCAUCAUGGUACAGCUCAUGGAAGCAUCCAAUGCAACAGCCAAGAUCUCCAGCGAUGGUGCUGUUCUCUUCGCGAUUGCGGAACAGCUGCAGAAGUCAGGUGUUUUGUCAUCCACGACCCUUCACAGUCUUCAGCAACUCGUCCAGUUGGUUCUUGAGCAGAUUGUUUCCAACCAAAGCCAGUCACAGAACAUGAUCUACUUGGGCAAGCUCAAGGGGAAGCUCGAUUCGGUCACAGGUAAAGGCAAGCCGUGUUCUGCCGCCAAUCUGGCUAUCCUCCGUGCCGUCGUCGCGGUACAGAAGCAGAACACUUUGCUGCAACCCAAGCAGUAUAUGUCGGUGCUCAAAACAUGUCUGACCAACGACUCCUCAAACGAUAACGCCGCAUCGCUUCAGGACGUCAUUGACACGUUCAAUGAGCUGCCCACCGCCGCACUUACGGAGGCCAAGCUGCUGGACUCUACUCAGGCCUAUUUGCGUACCUGGAUCAACGACAACGCAGACCUAGAGUCAUACUUGGUCACUGGUGGUCAGGGUCCCCUCGAACUGGCUGAGUACGUUGCGCGCCUGCAUACAACAGUCGCAAAGUACAAGCUCUACCCCAACGCUCAGUGGCUUGUCAACUUCACGCUCAAGUGUCUUCGCGAACCCGUUUCCGAACAGCGCAAGAUCACCACCACGACCACAAUGAGGGACGUCUUCGCCCACCUCCCAGUCUUCGAAAAACUAGACCUCGUCCACACACUCACCCAGCCGGCCGACCCCCUCGACCUCUCAUCUUCAUACCGUCUCCUCACAACCCUAAUCUCGACCUUCGAAGACCGCUACGAAUCCAACAUCGAGCUGAAAAACAACCAACUCGCGCUCCUCCCCCGCCUGUGCUCGCUCCUGACCCACUCUCCGGACCACGCAUCCUUCAACGCCCUGCUCUCCGGCAUCAACACCCUCCUCUCCUCCACCCCCUCCCUCGCAACCCAGCACUCCAUCGAAACCACCGUCUGCGCCCUGACAACGCUCGCCUCGCGCUCCAGCCCCGCGCUCCCCGCAUCCAACGCGCCUGCUAUCUACGCCCGGCUCUGCGAAUCCACGCGCCUCAUUCUGCUUCUGCACCGCGGCCGUCCGGACGUUGUGGGUUUGACGGAUGCGAAUGGAGCGAUGUUUGCGCGCGUGCUGGCUACGCUCUGUAAUCCGCCACAGAGCAGCAUUCAGAAGACGCAUACAGGUGGCAAGACGAGCAAAACGCUCAACGACCCUGUCAAAGCGGCGAGGGAGAAGACGUCUGCUUUCCUCUACCCGCUGCUCGCGUCGUACUGUCGCUUCCAGCUCAGUGGGAGACUGGAACAGGGGGUGAGGGAGAAGGUCAUGCCGAGCAUUUGGGAAGUGGUUGGUACGGCGAGUCUUAGUAGGGAUGGGUUGGAUGCGAUGUUUGCGGGGCUGGGGAGGAGUGAGAGGGAUGUGUGGCGCGGUGUAUGGGGUGAGUGGGAGAGUGUGCAUGGCCGCAAGGAUCUGCUAUCUGGAGACGUUGUGUAA